Molecule: messenger RNA, 483 nt
Organism: Striga asiatica
Lineage: Eukaryota; Viridiplantae; Streptophyta; Magnoliopsida; Lamiales; Orobanchaceae
Source: the annotation of a GenBank genome assembly
AUGUCCGAACACGACUCGUCGGUGCCCUCGUCGUCCUUGGAAGAAGGACGUGACGAACACCACUUCAUUCUCUCCUCCCAAACCCCAAAGCAUCUUAGAAACCAAAUUUGUCAUGGCCGUGCAGACCCUAUUUUCCACCGUCCAGAGAUCCUCCGGCCUCCGCCGUACACCACGGGCACCUCGAAAUUGCUCUUCUCGCCAGAGAUAAAGUUCGGUUCAUUGCUGUUCUCGCUGCCACCACCGUCGUUGGAUAAGGUCAAGACGUUGACGCGGUUCUCGAGCUCCUCGAGGAAGUCACCGACGAAAAUACGGCGAGUAGAUUGGUUGGGGGGAGUCGAAGGUCGCGACAUCGCCGUGUCGGCGGUGGGACUAUUAGGUCUAAUUCUCCAUCGAGAUGAAGAAAUUAGAGGAAUUUUGAGAAUCCGAAGGGAAUUUUUCUUUGAAUUUUAUAAGAGAAUAGCAAAUGUGACUCAGAUAAUGUAA